Messenger RNA from Cannabis sativa, 2609 nucleotides. RefSeq names its product L-type lectin-domain containing receptor kinase IX.1. The record is from RefSeq and is a predicted model, not a curated record. The transcript has a single exon. Lineage: Eukaryota; Viridiplantae; Streptophyta; Magnoliopsida; Rosales; Cannabaceae. Gene Ontology annotation, biological process: protein phosphorylation. Gene Ontology annotation, cellular component: plasma membrane. Gene Ontology annotation, molecular function: protein kinase activity; ATP binding; carbohydrate binding. The coding region runs from base 284 to 2383 and encodes 699 amino acids.
CACAAAUUUGGAGAAUUUUUUAAACACAUAUAAUAGCAGUCUCUCUUAUACCACUAUUUUUCUCUCAAAUGAUCAUAUAGCAUACUCGACUCUUCGUCUAUUCAUAUAUAAUCCAAUUAAAGUUUCAAACAGACCAAUUCAGCUGUUGACGAAGAAUUUAUCAAACAAAGAAAAACUAAGACUAAGACAAAGAGAUCCCUUGAUAUACAACUACCCUCUUCAUUAAAUAACUAUACUCUUCCAGCUCUAUAACUGUAUUGAUCAUCAACAGGAAUUAGUAACAAUGGAGUACAUCAUAAGGUCAUAUAAUUUUACUGGUCUCCUCAAGUUAACCAUUGUUAUCUUUUUCUUAUUCCUACUCGAGAAAACCUCUUCAGUUUCCUUCAGCUUCCCUCAAAACAAAAGUGAAAUUGAAGUGGAGAAGAACGCAAGCAUUUCAAACUACGAGACUCUAGAACUCACAACGAAUAGAGUUGAUGCUACUCUUAUCGACAGCUAUGGUCGAGGAUCGUACAACAAGCCGGUUCAGCUUUGGGAUCCCAAAACAAAACUUGUUACAGAUUUCACUACUAAUUUCACAUUUUCCAUUAAUGGACUCGGCGAAAGGGAGACCGGAGAUGGCUUGGCGUUCUUCAUUGCCCCUUUUGAAUCUAAAAUCCCAGACCGAUCACAAGGCGGAUGCCUCGGAUUGACAAGCCAAGAAUUUUGGAACGAUUCUAGUAUUGCUAGCCCUUUUGUGGCCGUAGAAUUUGAUACUUACAAAAAUGAAUGGGAUCCCAGUCCUAUUAAUCAUGUUGGCAUAAAUGUCAAUUCACUGAUCUCAAAAACAUAUGCCUCUGUGGAAACUGAUAUGAAAGAUGGAAGCAGAAAGGCAAAUGCUAGGGUAAGUUAUAACUCUACUUCUCAAAAUCUUACUGUGUUUCUCAGCUAUGCGGGUAAUGCUACAGUAAGUGGUGAAAACACUAGCCUUUCAUAUGUAGUAGAUUUGAGGUUCUUAGGGGAACAUGUAAGAGUGGGUUUCUCAGCAGCUACAGGCUUUCGAUUUCAAUUACAUCAAGUUUUCUCUUGGUCAUUUAACUCAACCUUGGACCUCGUUAUUGCCAAUAAUAAUACCAACUCUCCUCGCCCGAGCUCUCCAAAUCCAACCUUGGGAUCCACCAAGAGGGGUGGAAAAGGCCAAAAAGCAUUAAGGAUUGGUUUGGGUGUGGGUUUGAGUAUUCUAUGUUGUGGAGUAGGUUUGGUGUGGUUCAUGUUUAGGAGAAAUAGAUCAGUUGACGAAGAAGCAGAGGAGGAAGAUUAUGACGUUUCCAUUGAUGGGGAAUUAGAAAGAGAGUCUGGCCCCAAAAGGUUUACCUAUCGAGAGCUAAGCCAAGCAACAAACAACUUUUCUGAAGAUGGGAAACUUGGAGAGGGAGGCUUUGGAGGUGUCUACAAAGGCAUGUUAAGCGAAUCCAACACUGAAGUCGCAGUUAAGAAGGUUUCUAAGGGUUCAAGGCAGGGGAAGAAAGAGUAUAUUUCUGAGGUAAAAAUUAUAAGUCGUUUAAGACAUAGGAAUUUGGUUCAACUUAUUGGUUGGUGCCACAAACGAGACGAGCUCCUUGUUGUUUAUGAAUAUUUACCUAAUGGAAGCCUUGAUACACACCUAUUCGGUGAAAAACCCAUGUUACCGUGGGCAACAAGGCAUAAAAUAGCUCUUGGUUUGGCCUCAUCUCUCUUGUAUCUUCAUGAAGAAUGGGAACAGUGUGUGGUGCAUAGAGAUAUCAAAUCUAGCAACAUCAUGUUGGAUUCAAACUUCAAUGCUAAAUUAGGAGACUUUGGGCUAGCAAGGCUAGUUGACCAUGAAAUGGGCUUAGACACAACAAUAGUUGCUGGAACAAGAGGUUACCUAGCUCCUGAGUGUUUUACUACCAGCAAGGCUAGCAAAGAGUCUGAUGUCUAUAGCUUUGGGGUGGUGGCACUUGAAAUCUGCUGUGGAAGAAAGCCAAUUGUACUAAAUGCAGGAGAAGGCAAAGUAAUGCUGGUGGAGUGGGUGUGGGAGCUUUAUGGGAGAAACCAACUUGUCGAGGCCAUUGAUAAGGGAAUUGUUAGUAAGGAAUACAAUGAAAAGGAAAUGGAGUGCGUGAUGGUUGUUGGGCUGUGGUGUUGCCAUCCUGAUCCGACAUGUCGGCCCUCUAUAAAGCAAGUGAUGAGUGUUCUUAAUUUUGAAGCUGCGUUGCCUAAUCUGCCGCCAAAAUUGCCUGUGCCAAUGUAUGCUAUGCCUACAUUCAAUAUAGCUUCUCUUGAAUCUUAUUCAUUAAGUACUGUUGUUACAGGGAGCUCCUCUGCUUCGACAACUUCGGCCAGUUCUUCUAAACCUUUGUUAAAAUUUUCAGAUGCUGUUUAAUUCUUUCUCAUGUAUAUAUAGUUUAAAAAUUAUAAUCAUCUGUCCAAGAAGUGCAUUUUUUUUUUCUCUUUCAUUCUCUUAUGUGCUUAUUAUUCUCAUCAUCUGGGUAAAAAUGUUGUAGAAGUUGUUAUUUAUACAGCGUUGGAUUCUCUGAUUUAAAAAAAUAUUAAAAGACCAUUUGUUUUUUAAAAUUAUAAAAUAGUUCCCGAUAAAAUUUUAAUCAAAA